Messenger RNA from Trichogramma pretiosum, 465 nucleotides. RefSeq lists its product as uncharacterized. The record is from RefSeq and is a predicted model, not a curated record. Bases 1 to 465 code for a protein of 154 amino acids. The transcript is spliced from 2 exons. Lineage: Eukaryota; Metazoa; Arthropoda; Insecta; Hymenoptera; Trichogrammatidae.
AUGACUGAUGUACCGAGUGCUAUGCGGUCAUUGAAAAAGUCGGAUCCGAACUCAUUACAGGCACUGUACCGAUACUUCGAUGAAACCUAUGUGUCUGGAAAACCACGUGCUUCACCUCCACGCUAUCCCAUCAAAUUGUGGAAUCAGUUCGUGGCGACCCAAAAGGGAACACACAGAACUAAUAACAUCAGCGAGGGAUGGCACAAUAGAUUUUGUCUGAUGAUUGGCAAGAACCAUCCGGACUUGUAUUCGCUGCUUCUAGGAAUCCGCGAUGAACAAGCUGACACUGAGAGCAUGGUGGUUGAAUUAAGCAUCGCGAAAGCGGUGAAAAAUGCACCCAAGACAAAGUGGGUGCAGCAUCAACAACGCUUGCGAAGCGUCACAAAUGAUUACCCGAGAUACAAGCGGGAGAAGAACAUCGUACAAUACCUCUCAGAUAUAAGCAGCAACAUAAAACUAUCAUAA